This is a messenger RNA of Manis pentadactyla (Chinese pangolin), 4079 nucleotides long. RefSeq names its product actin binding LIM protein family member 3 (gene ABLIM3). NCBI's taxonomy places the organism in Eukaryota, Metazoa, Chordata, Mammalia, Pholidota, Manidae. Gene Ontology annotation, molecular function: actin filament binding. Gene Ontology annotation, biological process: cytoskeleton organization; lamellipodium assembly; cilium assembly. The transcript is spliced from 23 exons. Bases 16 to 2085 code for a protein of 689 amino acids. Gene Ontology annotation, cellular component: stress fiber; actin cytoskeleton. The record is from RefSeq and is a predicted model, not a curated record.
GUACUGUCCGACAAUAUGGCAGCCACUAGCCACAUGUGGCCAUUGAAAUUUCCUUAUCAGCAGAAUCCUUACAAUCCGCGGGGCAGCUCUGCUGUCAUCCAGUGCUACCGAUGUGGAGAUACCUGCAAAGGGGAAGUGGUUCGGGUCCACAAUAACCACUUCCACAUCAGAUGCUUCACCUGUCAAGUGUGUGGCUGUGGCCUGGCCCAGUCGGGCUUCUUCUUCAAAAACCAGGAGUACAUCUGCACCCAGGACUACCAGCAGCUCUAUGGCACCCGCUGUGACAGCUGCCGGGACUUCAUCACAGGCGAGGUCAUCUCGGCCCUGGGCCGCACCUACCACCCUAAGUGCUUCGUGUGCAGCCUGUGCAGGAAGCCUUUCCCCAUUGGAGACAAGGUGACCUUCAGUGGGAAGGAAUGCGUGUGUCAGACGUGCUCCCAGUCCAUGACCAGCAGUAAACCCAUCAAGAUCCGUGGACCAAGCCACUGCGCUGGGUGCAAGGAGGAGAUCAAGCAUGGUCAGUCGCUCCUGGCGCUGGACAAGCAGUGGCACGUCAGCUGCUUCAAAUGCCAGACCUGCAGUGUCGUCCUGACCGGGGAGUACAUCAGCAAGGAUGGCGUUCCAUACUGCGAGGCUGACUACCACUCCCAAUUUGGCAUUAAAUGCGAGACUUGUGACCGAUACAUCAGCGGCAGGGUCUUGGAGGCAGGAGGGAAGCACUACCACCCAACCUGUGCCAGGUGUGUGCGCUGUCACCAGAUGUUCACCGAAGGGGAGGAGAUGUACCUCACAGGUUCUGAGGUUUGGCACCCCAUCUGCAAACAUGCAGCCCGGGCAGAGAAGAAGUUGAAGCACAGGCGGACGUCAGAAACUUCCAUCUCACCGCCUGGGUCCAGCAUUGGGUCGCCCAACCGAGUCAUCUGUGCUAAAGUGGAUAACGAGAUCCUUAAUUACAAAGACCUGGCCGCUCUCCCCAAGGUCAAGUCCAUCUAUGAGGUGCAACGCCCCGACCUCAUUUCCUACGAGCCCCAUUCCAGAUACACGUCCGACGAGAUGCUGGAGAGGUGUGGCUAUGGAGAGUCGCUCGGAACAUUAUCUCCCUACUCCCAGGACAUCUACGAGAACCUGGACCUCCGGCAGAGACGGGCCUCCAGCCCUGGAUACAUCGACUCCCCGACCUACAGCCGUCAGGGCAUGUCUCCCACACUCUCCCGCUCGCCCCACCACUACUACCGCUCUGGGCCCGAGAGUGGCUGGAGCUCUCCAUACCAUAGCCAGUUAGAUGUGAGGUCCUCCACUCCGACCUCUUACCAGGCUCCCAAGCACUUUCACAUCCCAGCUGGAGAAAGUAAUAUCUACCGGAAGCCCCCGAUCUACAAACGGCAUGGUGAUCUGUCAACAGCAACCAAGAGCAAAACAAGUGAAGACAUCAGCCAGGCCUCCAAGUACAGUCCAGCCUACUCACCAGACCCCUACUAUGCUGCAGAGUCUGAGUACUGGACCUACCAUGGGUCCCCCAAAGUGCCCCGAGCCAGGAGGUUCUCAUCUGGAGGAGAGGAAGAUGAUUUUGACCGCAGCAUGCACAAGCUCCAGAGUGGGAUCGGCCGGCUGAUUCUGAAGGAGGAGAUGAAAGCCCGGUCUAGCUCAUACGCAGAUCCCUGGACCCCACCCCGGAGCUCCACCAGCAGCCGGGAGGCCCUACACACUGGCUAUGAGAUGUCCCUCAAUGGCUCCCCUCGGUCCCACUACCUGGCUGACAGCGAUCCACUCAUCUCCAAAUCUGCCUCCCUGCCUGCCUACAGAAGAAAUGGGCUGCACAGGACACCCAGCGCAGACCUCUUCCACUAUGACAGCAUGAACGCCGUCAACUGGGGCAUGCGAGAGUACAAGAUCUACCCUUAUGAACUGCUGCUGGUGACCACAAGAGGAAGAAGCCGUCUGCCCAAGGAUGUGGACCGGACGCGGUUAGAGCGCCACCUGUCCCAGGAGGAGUUCUACCAAGUCUUCGGCAUGACCAUCUCCGAGUUUGACCGGCUGGCCCUCUGGAAGAGGAAUGAACUGAAGAAGCAAGCCCGGCUGUUCUAGGCAGAGGCUUUAUAAAUAUAUAUCCAUUUAUAUAAAGAUAUAUGUAAAUCUCUAUAUGAAGCUUGGUAUAAUCCUCUCUGUGUAAUGGGACACACUGCCCACCAUGAGACUUGCUGUUCUGCACUUUCAGGCCAGCCCACAUCGUCAAGAUGUUUUUAUGCUCCUUUCUUUCUCUUUUCUAAGUGCUGUGGGGUUUGGGAAGGGAUUUGAGGGGACUCCCAUCCUUUUGCUGGGGAUCCUUUUUAUACUAAAACAUCUGUCCUAACUUGAGUCCCCCAGAGUCCAACUCUCUUUGCUAAAGGAGGUGCCUGAAGAAGUUUCUCUACUCUCUGCUUCCUGGCAUUUCCCCCCAGUCUCUGGGGCAGAUGCUGACCAUGCAGUUUCACAUCUUGCCCCAGAGGGGCCCCCAUGGGAGGAUCACAGUGAGCACUGAACACCUUUGAGAGCCCAUGAAGAAUUUUCUCAUCAUCCCCAGUUAGGAGUUCAGUGCUUCUGAUUGGUGACACUGUCAGCAGUGUGGGCCUUGGGUCUGUUCCUGACAGCAGCAAACAGAAGUGGACAGAGCCUUGGCCUCUCCUCAGCUCUCAGGCCUUCUCCUUCUGCCCUUGAUCCUAACCUCUCCUUUAACCAAGGCUCAUGGUGGGAAAAGAAAAGGCACUUCCCUUCCUCCACCACACCUCCAAAUGGCCUCUUUGCCUGGCCCUGCCUGGAGGACCAGGGAAGGAGUGGGAGCUGGGAGCAGGAGACAGAGCAGCGCACCUGUCAGAGUCAGAGCUGCAGGAUGUCUUGGGACCCUCCCUUUCCCUCACUGCUCCCAGCACCUCCUGACCCUUCCCCCUUCGAAGGAGAGGCCCAUUAUUUCAGCCUGUACUCUUCAGCCUUACUACAAUCUAUGUGCCUGACUACUCAACACGCCACAGGGCUAACAAUCCUACCACAGUUCCAACUGAACAACAAGAUAGACAACCUCUAACAUCCCUCUAAACAUAGGCCACAUCCCACAGAAAGGUUCUUGGUCCAUGCCUGCUGGUCCCUGGGCUGGCUGGGAUAAACAACCAGACCCCCACCAAUCCUCAAUUCCCACUGCAAAGUUGGCCACAUUUCAUGGGGGAAGCUUUUGGGAGAAUGGCUGCUUAUGAAAUUCCAAAAUAGAGCAUUGACCAACACACUCAUGGUCAUCCUAGAUUUCCCUAAAGGCUACCUUUCCUGCCUCCUUGCCUUCUGGAACAGGGGUAAAAGCUUAACCUUCUCUCCACCCAUCCCCCAUCCCUCAACUAUGGGUUGGUCAUGUUUGGUGGGGUCUGUUCCUUCUUGGAGGUGCCUUACAUCAGCCCAUUUUAAGGUCAUGGAGGAAGGAUGAAAUGGAGAUGAUCAUUAUGACUCUCAAAAGGCUGGUGAUGUGCAUGGCAGAUGUAGAACUGACUUCAAUUCAACAAACCCUCACUAAGUACCUGCUGUUGCUGAGCACCUUUGGUAUAGUGAGCACUGAAUGGGGGAGGCUGAUGGGAAUACUGGGUGAUCAACAUGGGGCCUGGUCUUGGGGGCAGGCCUACUAACAAUGGGUAUGGUAAGGCAUGUAUUCAAAUAUGGUGGAGGUAAAGCAGAAAAUGAUAGGAGACAGCAUGACAAAGUAUGACUAUUGAAAGGCAUAAAUGCAGUUGGUAUAGACCAAGGAAAGCUCUGAAAGAGACUGCACUUCAGCAAAGUUCAGGAAGGAUCUUUGUAAACUGGGAGGAGACCAUAACUUGAAAGGGUGAGAGGAUGAGAGGCUAGAAGGGAGGUCUAAUAUACUCUUAUUUAAAAUGCCAACCGCUCUGCAACUUCUCUCUUUGGCCAAUGUCUUUCAACUGUCCUGACCCUUUAGAAAUGUCCCUGCCAGAUGUAAUCAUUGAAACUGCCCCAUUAUCACUGGUUGAGAACUUGGCAAGAUUGAAGGGUUUUGUUACUGUUGUUGGAUAUUUUUGUUUCCCAUAAAAGCACAUAAUUUCAACCCA